AUGGGGGCUCUGCCUCGCUGCCUGCUUGCUGGCAUCUGCGCCGCCGUCCUGUUAGCGGCAGUGGUCGCCCAUGGUGCGGAGCCCGAGACGGCGUCAAUGGUCGUCGGCUUGGCCAAGUGCGCCGACUGCUCCAGGAAGAACAUGAAAGCUGAGGCGGUAUUCAACGGCCUUCAAGUGGCUGUCAAGUGCAAGAACGCCGACGGCGUGUUCGUGACCAAGGCCUUGGGCGAGGUUGACAAGUCCGGCGCCUUCAGCGUCCCCCUCGCGGCUGACCUGCUCCGCGAGGACGGCGAGCUGAAGCAGGACUGCUUCGCGCAGCUCCACAGCGCAGCCAACCAGCCAUGCCCCGGACAGGACCCGUCUUGGAUCGUCGGGCCAACCAGCGACAGCCAGUACGACGACGACAAGAUGAAGAAGACCUUCGUCGCAGUCGCCGGCAAGGUGCACUACCCAUCCAAGGAGUGCGCCUCUGCGUUCCUCUGCUACCAUUUCUUCAAGAAGCACCUCUUGCACAAGAAGCCCAUCGUGAUUAUCCCUCACAUCCACAAGAAGCCGUUGCCAGAGUACAAGCCGCCGACAACGACGACGCCUGUGCCGAUGUACCACUCGCCCGUGCCGGAGUACAAGCCACCCCACCCGACGCCGACUCCGAUCUACCAUCCUACAGCUGAGCACAAGACCCAGAACCCUGAGACGGACCCUGAGAAGUUCAAGAAGCUCCUCCCCUUCAUCAAGAAGAACCCCUUCUUCUUUCCCAAGUUCCCCAAGUUCCCUCCGGGCAAGGAGGAGAUCAAGGAGUAG
Messenger RNA from Miscanthus lutarioriparius, 801 nucleotides. The record is from the annotation of a GenBank genome assembly. Lineage: Eukaryota; Viridiplantae; Streptophyta; Magnoliopsida; Poales; Poaceae.